CAACCGCAAGCGCACUCAGGCCUUGCCGCCGCAACUGCAUCCGCGAGGGGUCCGAUUCAAUGGCCCCAGGUUCAUCAAUAACGCACCUUGGGCGGUUCGACACGAUACUACUGGGGGACUUCGCAUCGAUGCUGGCGCUUCAGGGUCUCUGCCUGCUAUUCAUGAAGUCGCUGCGCCAUAUCCGAACGUCGCGCCCGGCUUCAACCCGAACGGUGGUCAGCACUUCGCUCAACCUGAACCUCCACAUGCUCCUAGGGUCGCCAACAUGCUUCGCUUCCAGCGGAUUCCCCCACGCUUUGCUCAGGCUGCCUCGGGAUCGGGUUGGGCCUCGACUGCUCAGACUGGUGCUGCUCAGACUGCUCAGACUGUGACGGCCAAUGCUACUCCUGCUCAGACUGCUCGUACUGCUGGGAAUUCUAAAUCUGGGGCAGCUCGAUCUACCACUCGUACUGCACUCUCGGAGGCCUCUAACGCUGCAUCCUCCCGGGCCGCUGCGAGCGAAGUGACAGUGAAACAAGAAGCCACGGACGACUCUCGGGCUCUCAGAGUCGCCGGUGCCCUCGCCGCGAAGGAGAACCUGCCGCCACCCCGCUCUGGGACUGAGGCCGACUCGGGUGCCCGCAACGGGGUCACGACAGGACUGGGAGAUGCUUUCAGUAGUGCUAUGGCCGCCAUGGUCGCUGCAGCAGAGGCGCGCAUAGACGAACUCGAAGGGAGGGCCACCAGGAUGAGGCGGCGCGCACGACGGAGCGGGAAGAGCGCCUCGCUCGGCGCGAGGCCGAGUUCGCAGCGAGGCAAGCGGCCUCGCGCGGAUGAAGGCGAUGUGGACGCGCGCUCAGGGCCAGUUGUUGGACGCGAGGACGCAGGUCACGGACUCACGGAGCGACCUGGAGGAGACGCGGGCCCAUCUGGCGGAGACGCAGAACAACCUGGCUCACGCACGGACCAGCUGACAGAUGCAGGGACCCGGCUGACAGGCACACUGACCCAGCUAGCGCACGAACGGAGGCGAUUGACAGACGCACGGACCCAGCUCGCAGAUACGCAGACACAGCUGGCUGACACACAGGCCCAGCUCGCAGAUGUAAAGGCGCAGGAUGUACUGGUGCAGGCGCGCCUUACCGGGGUGACCACAGAAACGGAGCUGCUUGCGCAGGAGGUAGCCGCGCUUCGAGCGGACCUUGCGCGGGAGCGGGAGAACCACGACGCCGAACAGCGAGUUGCGCAGGACACGAUUGCUGGUGAGUUUGUCUGCAGAGUCGGCGAAGAUCUGUCCUGACUUCCGUUAGUGCUGCGAGCGGAUGCAGCGCGGCUGGAGCUUGAGGCAGCCCAAACUGCCACUGGUGAGCACGUAUUCAUGUUUCCGAGAGGUGCUGCUGAUACGGCGUACUACUGGCGGCGGAGGCUCUCCGUCAAUCGGAGCUCAAGCUGAGGUUGAUAAUCGACUGCUCGUGGAGCUUAAGCUGGAGCUUGAGGUCGACAGACGACUGCUCGUGGAGAGAAACGCGCAGGGUGAGUGAGCACACGAUCCCUCGUGCUUUCGUGUAUGCUGAUGCGCCCGGCGACUGGCGGGUAGCGCUGGGCAAGACAUUCGUCCGGACAAAGUUGGAUCUGCUCGCCGAAGGAUCUUGUAAGUCGUUCUAGGCGACGCGGCCGCCCCACUGGAGUGCUGACGACGGACGGACCCGGAUAGCCCUCCGCGAGCAGGUCGAGGCG
Molecule: messenger RNA, 1716 nt
Organism: Fomitopsis serialis
Lineage: Eukaryota; Fungi; Basidiomycota; Agaricomycetes; Polyporales; Fomitopsidaceae
Exons: 2
Coding region: 266-1279 (337 amino acids)
Source: RefSeq, a predicted model, not a curated record